AGGACGGAAAGAAAGAAAGAAAGAAAGAAAGAAAGAAAGAAAGAAAGAAAGAAACAUGAGUGCAAGACCCCGUCUUGUACUAACCUGCAGCCGGGUGCGCCAAUAAGUAGCCCUCUAGCAAAAUAUUAAAGUGGGCAGCUGUGCCACAUCUCCUCAGGUUGGACAGUUCCUAUCAAUUUUUUAAAUUCUCCUCAAAGUGAUCCUGAGAAUUAAAAGGCCAUCUGGUCAUCUGCAGCAGGAGAUCCGGAAAUAAAAAAAAUGUCCAGGAAAAAAACCGUAAAGAGCAAAAGUAGCAACAGCCCGACCACCAGCCUGCAGAAUAAAGACGGCGGCAAGGCGGCCAAGGGAGGCGGGAGCUUCGAGGUCCCUCCGAACGGCGUGGUGCAUCCGAGUCGACCCUCACUGAGCAACAGCAGCGAAUUCUACGACGUCGCCUUUAAGGUGAUGCUGGUGGGCGAUUCUGGUGUUGGAAAGACGUGCCUGCUGGUGCGCUUCAAGGAUGGCGCCUUCCUGGCAGGGAGCUUCAUCUCCACCGUAGGCAUUGACUUCCGGAACAAGGUGCUCAACGUGGACGGCGUGAAGGUCAAGCUGCAGAUGUGGGACACGGCCGGGCAGGAGCGAUUCCGCAGUGUCACCCACGCCUACUACCGGGACGCUCACGCUCUGCUGCUGCUCUACGACGUCACCAAUAAAAGUUCAUUUGACAACAUUCAGGCGUGGCUGACAGAAAUCCACGAAUACGCGCAGCAGGACGUGGUCCUCAUGUUGCUGGGCAAUAAGGCAGACGCCACUCACGAGCGGGUGGUCAAACGAGAAGAUGGAGAGAAGCUGGCCAAGGAGUUUGGGGUCCCCUUCAUGGAGACGAGCGCCAAGAGUGGUCUGAAUGUGGAGCUGGCAUUCAUGGCGAUCGCAAAGGAGCUCAAGCACCGGUCGAUGAAGACGCCCAACGAGCCGAAGUUCCGGCUCCACGAGUACGUCAACAAGGAGAUGAAGAGCUCUGGGUGCUGCAAGUCCUAACGGCCCCCACGGGCCACAGACUGAGAUGGCGCUGGGCACAAUGUCCCCAGUCUCUCUAAGUGUUCAGGAUAUUCUCCUUGUGGAAAGUCUGUGCAUGUCUGUAGCUCAUGUCCUUCCAUCGACAUCUGGGGGGCCGUCACUCUGUGCCAAUGUGUGCCCUAGUGGUGGGCACGGAGCAAAAUGGGAGGUGUGUCCUCUGCGUGUGUUUUGGGGGUCACAUUGUCACACAUUGUCCCAC
This is a messenger RNA of Polypterus senegalus (gray bichir), 1255 nucleotides long. Its product is annotated as ras-related protein Rab-26. The record is from RefSeq and is a predicted model, not a curated record. Gene Ontology annotation, molecular function: GTP binding; GTPase activity. Gene Ontology annotation, cellular component: Golgi apparatus; endosome. The transcript has 9 exons. Bases 259 to 1017 code for a protein of 252 amino acids. Lineage: Eukaryota; Metazoa; Chordata; Cladistia; Polypteriformes; Polypteridae.